AAAAGAGUAAUGAAGACAUUUUCUUUCAAUUUUAUUUGGGAGGAAAUUAUUGUUUCUAAUUCUCUUGAUUUGACUUACUCUAGAAUGGAUAAUGUGAAAAUAAUAUGGUUUGUCUUAAUUCUGGAUGAAAUGAAUGAAGAAGUCAAAGGAUAUGAAUUCCCACCUUAGAAAAGUUGACUAGAGAAUUUUUCAGACUUGUUGAGAUCAUCCAAUCCUUAUAACUUCAUCUCUUGCUUCCAAUUUCAAGUUGUUUCAAACUUGGUAGCCUACCGUUCAAUCUCCUCUUGUAUUUUAUUUGUGGAAGAAACCGAUCUCUGUCUAUUAUCGUCUCUGUUAUGGCCAUGGCUGAGCUCUCCAACAAUCCACCAUUGACUAAUCCUGUCAUCGUUGUUGGACCCCAAUUCUGUGCUCCCAACCCUGUAUAUCUCACCAUCGUGAGUAAAGUUUUAUCCCUUGGGGUUGGGAAUUUCAACGUCGCCGUCGACGGCAACAACGUCUUCGAAGUAAAGAGUAUCCUCUUAAGUUUCCACGGCCGUCGUGUCCUCCUCGACGCCAAUGGCAAUCCCAUCCUCUCUAUGCGAAAAAAGAUAUUGAGUGCACAUUGGAGAUGGGAAGUGUUCAGGGGAGAAAGUUGGGAUUCAAAAGAUCUCUUAUUUAGUACAAAGAAGUCUUCUUUGUUCCAAUUAAAGACGGAAUUGGAUGUGUUCUUGGCGGCUAAUACCAAAGAGGAAGUUUGUGAUUUCAAGGUCAAAGGGAGCUGGUUGAAGAGAUCUUGCAACAUCUAUGUUGGAGAAGACUCUUCUAACAUCAUCAUCGCCCAAAUGCAUAAGAAACAGAGUGUUCAAAGCGUGUUGUUUGGGAAGGACAAUUUCGCGGUGACUGCGUAUCCGAACGUCGAUUAUGCAUUCAUCGUUGCUCUUAUCGUCAUUCUCGAUGCGAUUAACGAAGAUAGGAAAGGCAGGACUCACAAUGCCGCCGGAGCCGGAGUCACUGUCACCGGAGCAAUCGGGUGAAGAGAGGGAAGUAAAAUUAUACUUUGUUUAUAUUGAGAGUAUGUAAUUCUUGUUCUGUAAUGGGACGGUUAUUUCGACCCAGAUUCCUGUGUUUCUGCUGUCUUAAUAAUUCAGUUGUAAGUUUGUGUGUAGUUUGAAUUAAUCAUCAAAACUUGC
Molecule: messenger RNA, 1169 nt
Organism: Macadamia integrifolia
Lineage: Eukaryota; Viridiplantae; Streptophyta; Magnoliopsida; Proteales; Proteaceae
Product: protein LURP-one-related 10-like
Exons: 3
Coding region: 336-1013 (225 amino acids)
Source: RefSeq, a predicted model, not a curated record